Messenger RNA from Moneuplotes crassus, 468 nucleotides. The record is from the annotation of a GenBank genome assembly. NCBI's taxonomy places the organism in Eukaryota, Ciliophora, Spirotrichea, Euplotida, Euplotidae.
UCUAUCUCGUGCUUCUCUCACUGCUCUUUGCUCUGGUCGCUGGGUAUAUGGAAGACUAUGGGUACCUUGCCAAUCUUAAGCAGCAGAGAAUUAGUUUUCAUAAGGAUAUUGCACCGGUGAAUAUGAAGGAUGAGACUAUAAGAACAGUCAAAGAUCUCCUUACUGAAGAUUUCACAAUGAGCCAUAAUUUAUUGACAGGAAAUGAAGCUUCUUUUAUUCAAAUAGAGACUAAUAAUUAUAGUGUUGAUCUUAGCGAGUAUGAUAGUUCAACACUUAAAGACUUGAGUGAACUUUUACCACAUUAAAUACCCUUUGCAUGAAAGGUGAUGAAGAUGCAGUUGGGUAUGAUAGCUGAGUCAUGAGCUGUUUCUUUUGAAGAAGCUUCUUAUGAGUCCCAUACAUUGCCACAGAAGGAUUCGAAAAGUCAAGGAACUUCCAUAAUCUUCAUCGGAUAAUUAAAUCUAUAAC